Naumovozyma castellii is the source of this 1248-nucleotide messenger RNA. RefSeq names its product Dlt1p (gene DLT1). The transcript has a single exon. The coding region runs from base 1 to 1248 and encodes 415 amino acids. The record is from RefSeq and is a predicted model, not a curated record. Lineage: Eukaryota; Fungi; Ascomycota; Saccharomycetes; Saccharomycetales; Saccharomycetaceae.
AUGUCUAAUUACCGGAAGGUUAAAUACUGGCUGUAUAGAUGUUUUCUAUUUAUAGCCAUUUUAUUAUUAAUUGGAUUCGCAGCUGUAUUGCCAAUUGAUUCCAUUGCACAGGCAUCACAAUCACAAAACAAUGCCUUGAACACAUUUAUCGUAGUCGGGGCUCUAGUAGUCUUUGGACUUAUUUGUAUUAUUAUUUUGGUUGGAAGAAUGUUCCUUCAUAAGAGUUGCUUCAAGGAUAUACCGAGAAGGUACAUACCAAUAACACCAGACGACCUCCCGCAUAAACAUAGUAGAGAAUUAAUUACCAAUAAUAUGGAACGUUCCAAAGAACUGAGUACAUUAUUUAAGAAACCAAAAGAUCCAGUGAUUCAUGCAGGCUUGGAACCACCAAUAAGAUGUGAUGAUCCUAAUUUUGAGAAACUGUUUCCAGAAUAUUUGAGUUAUAAAACGUGUAUAAACAGUAUCACAGAAACACUAAAAUACAAAGGCUUAUUUAUGAAUACCAUUGCCGUAAAUGUAGAAUUAAGCGAUACAUUUAGUGAUGUGAUCCAAGAACAGUUUAUAAGACCUACUAUUGACCAAGCUGAAAUACAAAGGGGGAAUAGAUUUAUCGAGUUAUAUGAAUCAUUUCAAUUCUCAGAUAAAGAGAUAGAAAGGUCAGACUUCUAUGAAUUUAUAAACCUUUGUAUCCAUUUCCAUGAUGUUUCCUUUUCAAGGGAUAAAUCAAAGAUUAAAAUACGGCAUUUGAAUUCAUACUCCCAAAAUGAUGAAGAUGAAGAUAAUUCACCUGAUUCAGAAAAUCAAAACAACAAAAGCUCACCUUUGUUUAAGAAAUUUUCGUCUUUCUCUAUGGGAGCAGAUAAAAAUAAGGGAACUGGAUAUAGUCCUGACUAUAUUAAAGAUGAAGAUAAGGAUGACAACGCCGACGAGAACCCACUUUUCAAGAAAUUUACUACCUAUUCAAUGGAGCCCGAACCCGACAAAGAAGGAAAUGCAGAAGAUGCUGAGAAUGCAGCUGAUACAAUGGGUUACUUUCCAGAGUCAUCGAGAUUUUCACCAGAAACUCCAAGUUACGUCAUUAGAAGGAAUAGCACAAGUUCUGUCACAAGAAGAAUUCCAACAAGUGCAUUACCUGCGAAUGAUAAUGAUGGAGAUGAGGACUUGGAUAGGGAUGGUCAUUAUGAAGAUGAAAUGGAACAUGACAAGCUUUCUAAUGUAGAAAGUUAUAAAAGUGUGAUACGGCAUUAA